This is a messenger RNA of Syzygium oleosum, 1671 nucleotides long. Its product is annotated as factor of DNA methylation 1-like. Gene Ontology annotation, biological process: gene silencing by siRNA-directed DNA methylation. Lineage: Eukaryota; Viridiplantae; Streptophyta; Magnoliopsida; Myrtales; Myrtaceae. The record is from RefSeq and is a predicted model, not a curated record. The coding region runs from base 9 to 1310 and encodes 433 amino acids. The transcript has 5 exons.
AACCGGAGAUGGACUACAGCUCUGCAGAAGAUUCAGAUAUUGGUGAUUCUGAGAUAUUGGACCACGUAGACAAGUCUUAUGAUGAGCUGAAAUUCGCGAAGUACAAAGUAAAGGGCCCAAAUGGAAGCUUAAGAUGCCCUUUCUGUACGGGCAAGAAAGAGCAGGACUACAGGUAUGAAGAACUAUAUCAACAUGCGGCAGGGGUGGGUAAAGGUUCUGCGAGUAGAAGUGGCAAACAAAAGGCAAACCACCUUGCCUUGGCGAAGUACCUGGAGACAGACCUAGCCAGCGAGGCUGACCAAGCUCCUCAACCGGUUGUGCCGCAACCCGCUGCACAAACGCCUCAGCAAGAUGAGGUUUUUGUGUGGCCUUGGACUGGAGUCAUAGCUAACAUUCUCGAUGACAAAAACAGCGGGAAAGAACCCGUAGAUAGUGCAUAUUGGCUGACCAAGUUUGCCAAGUACAAACCUCUGGAAGUCCACAUGUUUUGGAACGAAGACGGUCGGUCGGCAAAAGCUGUAGUGAGGUUCAACGAUGAUUGGCAUGGGUUUAUUAAUGCAACAGAGUUUGAGAAAGAAUUUGAAGCUGAUAAUCACGGAAAAAAGGGCUGGAACACGCAGACAGAGCCCGGAUCAAUUACAUAUGGCUGGUGUGCGCGUUCAGAUGACUAUGAUGCGGAUGGGCCAGUGGGAGAUUACGUUCGCAAGACAGGGAAGUUGCGGACAAUCUCUGACAUUGUUCAGGAAGCAGCUCAAAGUAGACACGGAAUUGUGGCGCAUCUAGCUAACGAGAUUGAUUUGACGAAUGAAACUUUGGAGGAAUUACAGUCCCAGUAUAAUGAGAAGACUUUGUCACUGAGUAGGAUGCUUGAUGAAAAAGACAAGCUUCACUCUGCUUUUGUGGAAGAAACAAAGAGGAUGCAACGCCUUCAACAUGACAAAAUACAAAGGAUAUUGUUAGAACGAGAGAAACUCAGCAAUGGCUUGGAAAAGAAGAAAAGAAAGAUUGAUUGUUGGAGCAAAGAAUUGAACAAACGUGAAGCCCUAACCAAGCGUGAGAGACAAAAGCUGGAUGAGGACAAGAAAAAGAAUGAUCUCGAAAACAUUUCUAUCCAAUUAGCAUCAAUGGAGCAGAAAAGAGCUGAUGAAAAUGUCCUCAGGCUGGUGGAAGAACAAGAGAGGGAGAAAGAGGAGGCCCUGAGCAAGAUCCUUGAGUUGGAACAGCAGCUUGAUGGGAAGCAAAAAUUGGAAAUGGAGAUUGGAAAGUUUAAAGGAAAAGUAGAAGUGAUGAAGCUGUUCAAAAGAAGAUGAAGGAGAUUAAUGAUGAACUGAAAGAGAAGGAGGACGAGUUGACCAACUUGGAGGAUCCGAAUUCUGCCCUCAUUAGUGAAGAGCGCCAUAGCAAUGAUGAACUGCAAGAAGUUCGUAAGGAAUUGAUCUAGGGAUGAAUUUGUCUGAAGGAGGUCUGCCAGAGCUGAUGUUUUAGGCUAUUCUUAUAGCGCUGCUGUCGCUGAUAUUGAUACUCUUGCUAUUAUUAUCAUCACUAGACAAUAGACUGCUUUGCUAUUAUUAUCAUCACUAGACAAUAGACUGCUUUGAGCUUAAAUUAGCUAAUCAAACAUUAGGAUGUUCAUCUGUGUAUCGGAGCAGGGUUCCUCUUAAACCCUGGAAU